AUGGAGUGCAAUUUCUUGGAAGAAAUUAAUGACAUUAGUGGAGAAUUGAAUUGUGUUUAUAAAAAGAUCAAGUUUGGGGUUCCUAAAGAAUUCGAAGGAAACGAGCAGAAUGGUAUAUUAGUGAGAGGUCAGAAUUUUAAUAUACUAAAUUUUCCGUGCAAAUCAUCGAUUGUCUUGAUUUUAGAGCCUGAUACACCCAAAAUAUCUGAAGUUAUUUGUCAAUCAGGGGAAAAUACCGCAAACUAUAAUGUGAGUAUUUCCAUUAAAGUCAGCCCUGUACUUCAGAAUGAUAAUAAAUUGACGGCUCCGUUAGAAACUUUGCAAGGAAUUGCAUCUAAAAGUGGAGGGAAUUCCUCGGAAAACUUUAAACUUUUCAAUCAUGAAGAAAAUUCAGGUAAUUAUAAAUCAAAUAUUACAACGGCAGACUCAUCUCCUGUUGUUAAAACUAGCAUACAAACUUCAAAUAAGUGCCUUUUUAACGAUGAAGGAGAUGCUGAGCAGACAAAGGAAGAGACAAAAAAUCAAUCUAUUUCAGAAAAAAGGCAGGAAAAUAAUAAUGCAUCCAAAAGACUAUCCAGCAUAAAAUCUAGUAUUAAAAGACAGUUGACCAGCAACAGGUAUGUUGAUAUAUGUAGAAAUCCAGAGUGGCCAUUUAUCAAACAAACAAGUAAGGUUUUUUCAAAAAAUGAGCAAGUAAGCUCUAGGUCUCAAAAAAGUAAAAUCAUUCAAAAAGGAACUGAAGACAGCUUAAAUAAUGAAAACAAGGACUCCAACUUGAUUUCAAAAAAGUCCUCUAGAGGGAGGACUAGAAAAUGGCUGGAAUCACUCUCCACUUUGUUUGAUGGGGUAUAUACUCAAAGAAGCACUUUGGGACGCACUGCAGGUUUGGGGCUUUUUUCAGAUCGUCAUUUCCAAAAAAAUGACAUAAUCACGGAAUUUGUUGGAUGGGUUAUUGAUCGUAAGGAAGCUCUUAGACUUAGAUCCGAAGGCAAAGCAACACAUAUAUGUGACUUAGUAAAACCAAGUUUGUACCUGGAUGGUGAAAAGGACCCAAAACCAUUUAUUGGCGGAGGUUCUUUUGCUAAUGAUGGUAGUACAUUUUUGGGUGGCCCUGGAAACAACUCAAAAUUUUGGAAGUGGUAUGACGAAAGAGAAGGAAGAUCUCGAGUUUUCCUAAAAGCAACACAGGAAAUUCAUCCUGGAGAAGAGAUUUUCGUCGGUUACUGCAAAGAUUAUUGGCUUGAUGUUGCAGAGAACGAUUCCGCCAACUCAAGUUGCAAAACUAACCAUGUAGCCUCGAAUUCUAAAAAGUCAAAUAAAGCCAUUCCAGGUGGUCAAACUAGAGGCAGAAAACGAUCCAUUAAGGUAUUGGAAUCGAUUGAUAAUGUAGAAGCAAAUACUAAGUUGACAGAUAGUGAAAAAUGCUCUUCAGAGCUUGUUUCCGAAAAAAGUCAAAGUUCUUUAAAAGAAAGUCAAGGCAAAGCUAAAUCAAAAAGAAAAAGAAAGUCCUUAUACUGGAAUACUGUAUUUAAUUGGCCCAAUUCAGAUGAUGACUAA
This is a messenger RNA of Cryptosporidium ubiquitum, 1557 nucleotides long. RefSeq lists its product as uncharacterized. Bases 1 to 1557 code for a protein of 518 amino acids. NCBI's taxonomy places the organism in Eukaryota, Apicomplexa, Conoidasida, Eucoccidiorida, Cryptosporidiidae. Gene Ontology annotation, molecular function: protein binding. The transcript has a single exon. The record is from RefSeq and is a predicted model, not a curated record.